This is a messenger RNA of Ochotona curzoniae (black-lipped pika), 505 nucleotides long. RefSeq names its product liver enriched antimicrobial peptide 2 (gene LEAP2). The coding region runs from base 22 to 255 and encodes 77 amino acids. The transcript has 3 exons. Gene Ontology annotation, biological process: antimicrobial humoral immune response mediated by antimicrobial peptide; defense response to bacterium. Lineage: Eukaryota; Metazoa; Chordata; Mammalia; Lagomorpha; Ochotonidae. The record is from RefSeq and is a predicted model, not a curated record.
CCACACCCUGCCUUCAGCAAGAUGUGGCACCUCAAGCUGUUGGCGGUGCUCAUGAUCUGCCUGCUGCUUGUGGGCCAGAUUGGGGGCUCCCCAGUACCAGAGCUGAGCUUGGCAAAGAGGCGGCUGCGGAGGAUGACCCCGUUUUGGAGAGGGGUCUCCCUGAGGCCCAUUGGAGCCUCGUGUCGGGACAGUGCCGAAUGCAUCACCAGGCUGUGCAGAAAAAGACGUUGCUCCCUAAGUGUGGCCCAGGAAUGAUGGAUACUCUAGGGAACAGGCCAGCCGUCCCCUCCGACAAGACUCCAUCCUAUGGGAUGUUGGUUAAUGAUGCUCUGGCGGGAGAUCCCCAGGUGAAGCAACCUGGGUGUUUUAAUAUUCAAAGACAGAUGUUUUAAAUUGGUCUCCAUCUCUUUUUACAAUGUUGUUGUGUGGAUGAGUGUUAAAUAAGCUUUGCACUUUAGAGUUUAUUUUUCUACAAAUAUUAUUAAAUGUCUCAUUGAAACUGGAA